This is a messenger RNA of Helianthus annuus (common sunflower), 585 nucleotides long. RefSeq lists its product as uncharacterized. Lineage: Eukaryota; Viridiplantae; Streptophyta; Magnoliopsida; Asterales; Asteraceae. The transcript has 2 exons. The record is from RefSeq and is a predicted model, not a curated record. The coding region runs from base 1 to 585 and encodes 194 amino acids.
AUGGCUAAUGAGGUUCGUUGCAAACCGGAUGCUCCCCCGUUCAAAUACCUUGGUCUAAAAGUGGGAGCUAACAUGAAUCGGAUCUCCAAUUGGCAGCCGGUUUUCGAGACGUUUCGAAACCGUUUAGCGAAGUGGAAGUCUCGUCUUUUGUCAAUUGGGGGUAAAGUUGUCAUUACUAAAUCUGUGUUGGAAAGUUUGCCAACUUAUUAUUUCUCGCUUUAUAGAGCUCCUAAAAAGAUUAUUUCGGACUUGGAAGCUAUGAUUAGAAAGUUUUUAUGGGGAGGGUCUAGUGAGGAAAGAAAAUUGCAUUGGUUGGAGGCUUCUAAAGACUGUAAAAUCGUUGAUCAAAUUUCGAGAAACGGUAACGAUUCUGCGUUUAUUUGGGAGUGGAGAGCAGCGCCGAAUUCUGCGGAGUUAAGUUCUAGUCUUCAGCAGCUGAUCUCAGAGUUGCACAAUGUCCAGAUCUCCGAUAGGAUUGACAAGUGGGUCUGGAAAUUUGGUUCGUCAGGAGAAUUUUCCGUGAAAGAGGUUAAACGUCUUCUUUAUUCCGAGUACGAGGUCGGUGACAGGUUUGUUUUAGAUUAG